Molecule: messenger RNA, 739 nt
Organism: Solenopsis invicta (red fire ant)
Lineage: Eukaryota; Metazoa; Arthropoda; Insecta; Hymenoptera; Formicidae
Exons: 3
Coding region: 125-361 (78 amino acids)
Source: RefSeq, a predicted model, not a curated record
ACAUUAAUGAGAUAAGAUAAAUAUACAAAAUUGUCUAUAUAUAUUCGUUCCGAUCCAGAGUGUCAAUGGAAGUUGUAUUACACGAGGCUUUUCUUCUUUCAGCGAAAUUACUGAUUUCUCCAUUAUGAAGUGCUUGGUAUUCGCUUUAAUUGUCAUGGUUGCUCUCAAUGGCAUAGCAGCUGCUCCUAGUUACGAGAAUUCUAAGGCAGUAUGCUCUCCCUGGCUCGGAUAUUGUCAGCUCACCGAUCAGUGCUGUCGUGAUUUAAUAUGCUUGACUUAUGCAGCUAAAUGUGUCCCCGGAAAAAUCAUAGAUGAUAAGAGACCUAUCGGCGAUGGACCGUUUCCCCCAACGGGAAAAUAAAACAAAGGACAUCAUCGGUUUUGACAUUAACGAUAUUGAAAGAAUAGAAAUAAGAAUGCGUUUGGUCACUACAAUCAGUGUAAGAAAUUGAACUAGUUAAUGAAGAAAUAAAAAUGACAUAACGGAUGAUUACAUUUUUAAGUGAAAAAUUAGAUUUUAAUAAAAUCUUCUGGGUGAAAAUUAUGAUGUAACAAAUUUUUUUUUUUAAUUAAUUUGUAAUUUAUACAUCGUUUUGAAGUAUUAUUAUUUUAACAUGCUUAUUGAACAGUCAUUUACUGGUGGUCGUUUAGCGACUGAUGCAGUGACCAUAAUAGUCUUCGAAUAAUUAUACAAUAUCGUUUUCAAGAUACAAAUUAAAUGUAUAAUUAUCUACAUUUA